Messenger RNA from Anarrhichthys ocellatus (wolf-eel), 4938 nucleotides. It is a transcript of the gene cep128, whose product is annotated as centrosomal protein 128. Gene Ontology annotation, cellular component: spindle pole; centriole. The record is from RefSeq and is a predicted model, not a curated record. NCBI's taxonomy places the organism in Eukaryota, Metazoa, Chordata, Actinopteri, Perciformes, Anarhichadidae. The transcript is spliced from 25 exons. Bases 573 to 3776 code for a protein of 1067 amino acids.
UUCAAGUUGCCAUAUCACGGUAACCUGACGGUAACGCCAAGAGCUGCUCUUCUGUUAGCUAUCACCAACAAAGCGAAACACCAAUGGAUCUCGUGUAACGUAGUUAUAGCGGUAUUAGUUAUUCCCUCGGUACCCGCUGGGUAUAUACAGUGUUUUGCAGUGUUCACAGUAUUGUUGCAAGGCUACAUUAGUUGGCUAACGUUGGGUUAGCUAGCUAACGUUCAUAGUAGUUGGUUUACCACUUGUUGCUAGCCAGCUGGAGCAUCCCCAUCAACAGUACCCAGCAACAUGUUUGGGAGGACGGUUUGAAUUGAAGCGCUUUGCUGGUCAGAUAGCUUUCUGUCUCCACGGGUUGCUAAGGCAACGAUGACAAAGCGCCCAUUUCCGCUAGCUAUGACCAAUAUAUCGAUUGUUAAAAAAGUUCAAAACCAGCCCAGUUUGUUCAUUAAUCUGAUUAACGUUGCAGUCAACAGCUAGCGUUUUGUGCAGACGAAGCCAGGUCAAUAAUCGUCCGAUUUACCUAGUCAGCCGUUUUUCGUCGGCUCCACCGUAAACCUGCUCUGUGCCAAACUAUGGAUACGUCCAGUGAGUCCGAUUCAUACGACAGGACCCUAACCCGGGGGCACAGGCCUCGGGGGCGUGAAGCCCACCGCAUACCUGGCCGGGACAGGGGCAGAGCCAGCGGGCGUGGAGGUGAGGGUCGACCCGCAGACAUCUCCGAGAAGAUCAGCACACUGGCGACCACUUUACAGGACACCAGUAGGAACUUAACCAAAGUAGACCGGAUGCUGGGCCACUACCGGGAGCAUACAGAUGACCAGGCUGAAGCCAUGGCACUGCUAAGGGAGAACCUUGAAGAGUCCAUCAGUCAGCUUCAGACACAGAGGGUGAGCAGACCCAAUGGGGCUUCAGCUUCAGCCUCCACCCUGCAUACCAGUGACCUGGAGGCUUGCUCAGGAUCAGAUGGCCAGCGUUUCUACCCUACUUCUCCACUGAAGGACUAUACAGGCACUCCAGGAAGGAGCCGGAGGUCUCAGUCUGCCAGUGUUCGUUUUAAAGACGCCAGCCUGUCAGCAGACAAUAUUCACACUCUGCACCAGUCCCUGAGGGAUCUGCGUUGUGACCAGCACAGACUGUCUGAUGACCUGGACAGAGAAAUCCUCAGGAGGAAUAGGUCUGAUAUUGACACCAGGCGAGCGAUGGAGAACCUCACAGACAACACGACAACUUCCCAGAGACAGUCCUCAAUGCCCCCCUCUCACUGUCUGCAGGCAUCUUCUCGCGUGGAGCGGUGUCUGCAGGAGCUGGAGAGAGAGAUGCAUCCUGAGCAAAGUGGCGUGGAGAGAGAGAGAAGGCCUGACCAGUGGGCGGCCAUGUCUGACAAACUGCAGGAGACUUCAGGGAGACGCCAAGUUCAAGCCCAGGAGAGAGAGGAGGCAGUUCCAGCCAGGCUACUGAGAGCAGGCCGGGAGAAACCCAAGAUGGAGCAGGAACUGGAGGGAGCUAGAAGACUACUUGAACAGUCUGAGGAUAGCAGAGAGGCCCUUGUUCAACAGGUGGAGGACAUGCGCGGCGAGCUGCUGAGGAUGAGGAAGGAGAAGACUGAGCUUCAGCUGAAGACUUCUCAGCCCAUUGCUCAGCCACAUGGCAACCACACCUUCAGGGAGGAGGGGAGUGGUGGGCAGAGAGGCGCAGAUCGUUUGAACCUGGAGAAAGAAGUGGCGGAGCUGCGAGCCCAGCUGCACACGGUCUCGGUCGUCAGCGAGGUGGAAGAACUGAAAAGGACUCUGGACCGAAAGGAGAAGGAGAGAGUCCAACUCAGCUUACAGGUGGAGGACUUGUCAUCAGACCUGGCACGGCGGGAGGAGCAGCAGCUACGAAUGCUGGAACAGUUGAGGGAGAUGCAGAGCCGAGGGCAGGCAGAGAGGAGGGAGACGGAGGCCUUGCUCCAGGAGAGCACGAGGAGCAGAGAUGAACUGAAGACCAGGGCCCAGGAGGCUGUGCGUCAGUGGAGGGCAAAGUGCAGGAGACUACAGAAGGAGCUGGAGGAGGCGAGUGCCCAGGCUCAAGGCCACACUGACAAGACCUCACAGGCAGCCAGGGAAAAGGAGAGCUCCCAGGCCCAGUUGAAGGCGCUGAGCCAGCAGACUGAGGCGGCCCGCAGGGAGCUCGCUGAAAUCCUAGGGCGAUUGGCCCAGCGCGAAGAAGAGCUCCACCGCAAGGACGUGGAGCUGUCCGAGACUCGUCAGCGCCAGUUAUCACUGGAGCAAGAAAUGCGGGAGGUGAGGGAGGCCUCCGCUGCCCUGGAGGAGGAGGCUCAACGUCUGGCUGCUGCCCAGACAAGACUGAGGGAAGAGAACCAGAGGCUGGAGCAGAGGGCUGACACCCAAGCCCGUCGGUGCCAGAUGGACCAGGACACACAGGCCGAGCUCCAGGCCGCCUUAAAGCAGAUGACCUCAGCCCAUGCUCAGCUAAUCCAGAGGUUAGCUGAGGAGGAGAGCUCCAAGCAGAACCUCCAGAAGAGCUCCCUGGAGGUACGGGCCAAGCUGACAGCAGUGCAGGAGGAGCGGGCCGCACUGGGGCAGCAGCUGCAGCUGGAGAGAGAGGUGCAUCAGACAGAACUGGACAACAUGAAGGCAAUGAUGGAGGACAGCAGGACAAAGAAGUAUCAUGAUGUGCAGGACAUGCUCAAGCUCUGCCACCAGGAGAGGGAUGCAAUAAAGGCACACAUGAAGGAGGUUAAGGCAGACGCAGCCUCAGACAAGGAGCUGUGUGGGGCGCUGCGCAUCAAGUUGGACAGGAUGAAGGAUGAGUGUGAUAAGCUGGCAGCACAGCUGAGCACAAAAGACCAGGCACACACACUUCUCCACAGAAAGUACCAGCUACUCAAACAGGAACUGGAUGACAAAGUCAGGUCGGGUGAGAGGAGACGCGCUUCAGAGUCCGGGCUCGUUAAGCUGGAGGAGAAGGUGUUUCGGAUGGAAGCAGAGCGAGAGGCAGUCCUCACCUCCAUGGGUGAGGAACUAGAUACAGCCUGUCGCAGCCUGGCUAAGAACGGUGAAGACAAGCUACAGGCGAUCUCCCAGAAACCUGGAUUAGUGAAAGACCCCCACCGCUGGCUAGCUGAGACAAAGACCAAGAUCCGCUGGCUGUGUGAGGAGGUGCGGGAGGGCACCGCAAGAGAGCAGUGCUUAAGGAAGCAGCAACAACAGACCAGGGAUCAGUUGAAGGCCCUCAGGCAGAGCCGGGACUCAGAGCAGAUGGCUCUCCUGCAGCGCCUGGACCAACAGGAGAAGCUGCUGCACUCCCUCGGCUCUGAAAAGAGAGAGCUGUUGGAGAGAAGUCGCAGGAAAGAGGAGGAAAUGAGGAGCCUUCAGGACCGUGUAUUGGAUCUGGAGAUGAACACCAGAGUAGCCCUGGACCACUUGGACUCAAUUCCAGAGAAACAAUGUCUGAUGGAGAACUUCAAAGAUUUGGAGGAGUCACAGCAGCAGAGAGAGAUGGUAGAGCAGCGCUACACCAAAUACAAAGAGAUCGUCUGGGACCUACAGCACCAGCUGGACGAGUCCAAACGCAGAAUCCAGGAGUACAGAGACGAGAAGCUGGACUCCACUUCCAGGAGCCUGAGACUGGCCGCUGUUUCUUCCUCCGUCAGAGAGCCCAGCAUGUUCCUGAGCAGCUCGCUGAGAUCUGACACACUAUCUCCUCACAAACGACUGACCAGUUCAGACUUGGAUGACUCCCCAGUCUACGGGGCCAGACCCCUCACAGAUUAGCUCCACUCCAGUGAGCCUUCAUCCAUCUUUGAUUCUACCUGCUGCUCAUGCAGAACAAAGAAACAACUUGACUGUACUAGGAAGCUUUGCACUCAACACUAAUCCUCCUCUACCUCAACCGGGCAAUCACUGAAGGUGCUCAAAAGCAGAGGAGUAAGACAGGUUUCACCUCCACCUUUCUGGACUUUGUGGAGUUUGGACACUGUAAAGGAGAAAAUACUGUAAAGUGUUUAGAUGUUAUUUAAGAACCUGAAUUGAAUGUAUUUAAUGGAUUUGAAAAAAUAUUUAUACCAAAAUAGUUUUACGGUUUUAUUUGUUAACAGCUGUUUAAAAUAUUGUUUAGUGUAUUAUUAUCAUGCCAAUGCCAAGUUUGUGCUAAAAUGUUUACUCCACUCAAACAACACUGGUGCCUUUCAAAACAUGUACUUUUGUUUUUUACUGACAUCAUGAAAAUGAAUAUCUGUUUUUACAUCUCUUUUAAUGUAUUCACCGAUUUGCGUUAUGGCUUUAUAUUUUUUGUUUCAUGCAGUUUGUAAAAAAAGACUCAAUAAGCACAAAUAGAAGUCUAUCCUUUUAAUGUGAAGGAAGUAUAUGCACUGUGAGUGAAUCCCCAUGCGGCCAAAUGUCUGGUUCUAUAAGCAGCGCACACUUGAUGUCUCCUUCAUUCCAGAGCUAAGUGUUUGCUUUGCAGCAGCUGAGAUUCCAGCUUCUCCCACUGGCACAUCUUCUGCUGUUUGCUAAAAUCCUUCAUCGGAGGGAACAACCAAAAGCCACAUGAGAGAGGAGCGUCUUCUCUUAAGGCGCUGCUCCACUUCAAAGACGUAAACGCAUGCAGUAACUGCUGUGUAAACACUUCUCAGUUAAAUCAUCUCGUUGGAGCCGUAUGUUCCGAGACUUCGUGCAGUACUUUGGAAAGGUGUGUCGUUAAAAUGGCAAAUAAAAGUCAUUUGAUUGUUGAUGGCCACACAAGUUUGUCUUCUGUACAGUAUGUUACUCUGUAGCACAAAUAUAUAAAUGGACAGCAUUGUGGUAAUGCAUGUCAGUGUGAUGUGAGGAGGGAGGAGUCCUGAUGGCUAACGGAUUAAAGCUGCUUGUGAAGCCAUGCAAGGUGCUACCUGCCCAUCAGCACUAUCUAACAUUCACACACUGCAGGCACAGCCUG